UUCAGUUGAUGACAAUUCAGUAAAGCAUUACUGAAUUUCAGUGAAAACAAUUUGGUGUGCAGCGCUGCCAACUUUGCAACGCCAAAUUUCAAACAUGCCGAUGACAUUGCUUAUUUAGAAAGAUUUGAGAUUUCUUUGUUAACAGCGUGUGCGUAACUAACCUCUGCCCAAAAUGCCGAUCGAAAACCUGGAAGAGCAGGGUCUGGAGAAGAACCCGAACCUGGAGCUGUCGCAGAUCAAAUUUUUGCUGACUCUGCCGGAACAUAACCAGGACAAAGCGCUGGUGGACAAGCUGCUGACGGCAAUCAAGGCGGACAAUAUGGGCCCGUGGUACGAGGAGGUUUGCAAGGAUCUGGGCUGGACGGUGGACCAGAAACUUCUCGGUGAGAUGAAGGAGCUCAACCGGAAGAAGGUGGAAGAGUUGGACGCGGUCAUUGAGGACGCGGAGAAAAAUCUGGGCGAAAUGGAAGUGCGGGAGGCAAAUUUGAAAAAGUCUGAAUAUCUGUGCCGUAUCGGCGACAAAGAGGGAGCCAUUUCUGCCUUCCGGAAGACGUACGACAAGACUGUUUCGCUGGGCCACCGGCUGGAUAUUGUGUUCCACAACAUCCGGAUUGGGCUGUUCUAUCUGGAUCAUGACCUGAUUACGCGCAAUAUCGAGAAGGCCAAAACAUUGAUCGAGGAGGGUGGCGACUGGGAUCGUCGUAACCGGUUGAAGGUUUACCAGGGCGCGUAUUGCGUUGCGAUUCGUGACUUUAGAUCGGCGGCCAAUUUCUUCCUUGACACGGUCAGCACUUUCACCAGCUACGAACUGAUGGACUACGCAUCCUUUGUGCGUUAUACGGUGUACGUGUCGAUGAUCAGCCUCCCGCGGAACGAGCUGCGUGACAAGGUCGUCAAAGGGGCGGAAAUUCAGGAAGUCCUGCACCAGCUGCCCGACGUCAAGGAGUAUCUUUUUUCGCUGUACAAUUGCCACUAUUCGGACUUUUUCAAGAACCUUGCGCUGGUCGAGACUGUACUGCGUAAGGACGUCCUGUUUCAUCCGCAUUACCGUUUCUACGUGCGCGAGAUGAGAAUUUCGGCGUACACGCAGCUGCUCGAGUCGUACCGUUCAUUGACGCUGCAGUACAUGGCCGAUGCGUUCGGCGUGAGUGUGGAUUACGUCGACGCCGAGCUGUCCAGAUUCAUUGCAGCGGGCCGUUUGCACUGCAAGGUGGAUCGCGUGGGUGGAAUCGUUGAGACGAACCGUCCCGAUAGCAAGAACUGGCAAUAUCAGGCCACCAUCAAGCAGGGCGACAUCCUGCUGAAUCGCGUGCAGAAGCUCAGCCGAGUCAUCAACAUCUAGAAAGUCUGCAGUUUCAUUUAAAAUUAUAAUUAUCAUACCUACUGCAUCGGAUUAAUAAACAAAAAAAAACUUGCUUAAAUACAACUAA
Molecule: messenger RNA, 1430 nt
Organism: Culex quinquefasciatus (southern house mosquito)
Lineage: Eukaryota; Metazoa; Arthropoda; Insecta; Diptera; Culicidae
Gene: Rpn7
Product: 26S proteasome non-ATPase regulatory subunit 6
Exons: 2
Coding region: 173-1342 (389 amino acids)
Biological process (GO): proteasome-mediated ubiquitin-dependent protein catabolic process
Cellular component (GO): proteasome regulatory particle
Source: RefSeq, a predicted model, not a curated record